CGCACCCUGCCCGGGCCGCACUGCGCUCUCGCAGCGGAGCACCCUUCUCACUUCUUAGUCUCCCUGACGGACUUUCCAGCUCUUCUCUCCUCUUACCCAAACUUACUUUCCCGCCUCUCAAAACUAACUUCCCUCUAUCUCCCGACUCCUUUUGCCCCCCGGCUCAACCCUCCUCAAGCCCACAAACCCACCUCCCCAUUCCUCUCUCCCGUCCCCUUCCUCCCUCCCCCGGACCCCCUCAGCUCUUCUUCCCCUUACACCCCAGAGCCAGUCCAGUCCGCGCGCUCCGGCGCUCCCACAGUACUCAGUCUCCUGCUCCAACUCCUCUCGAAGUCAUGGCCGGACCUGGGGGCUGGAGGGACAAGGAGGUGACAGAUCUAGCCCACUUGCCGGAUCCAACUGGAAUAUUCUCACUAGAUAAAACCAUUGGCCUUGGUACUUAUGGAAGAAUCUAUUUGGGACUUCAUGAAAAGACUGGUGCAUUUACAGCUGUUAAAGUAAUGAAUGCCCGUAAGACUUCUAUGCCUGAAAUAGGAAGGCGGGUGAGAGUAAAUAAAUAUCAAAAGUCUGUUGGAUGGAGAUACAGCGAUGAGGAAGAGGAUCUCAGGACUGAACUCAAUCUGCUGAGGAAGUACUCUUUCCACAAAAACAUUGUGUCGUUCUACGGUGCAUUUUUCAAGCUGAAUCCCCCUGGCCAGAGGCAUCACUUUUUUAUGGUAAUGGAGUUGUGUGCAGCAGGCUCAGUCACUGAUAUAGUGAGGAUGACAAGAAAUCAAAGUUUAAAAGAAGAUUGGAUUGCUUAUAUCUGUCGAGAAAUCCUUCAGGGCUUAGCUCACCUUCAUUCACACCGAGUAAUUCACCGGGAUAUCAAAGGUCAAAAUGUGCUGCUGACUCACAAUGCUGAAGUCAAACUGGUGGAUUUUGGAGUGAGUGCCCAGGUGAGCAGAACUCAUGGACGGAGAAAUAGCUUCAUUGGUACACCAUACUGGAUGGCACCUGAAGUGAUUAAUUGUGAUGAGGACCCACGAAGCUCCUAUGAUUACAGGAGUGAUGUUUGGUCUGUGGGAAUCACUGCUAUUGAAAUGGCUGAAGGGGCGCCUCCUCUAUGUAAUCUUCAGCCGCUGGAGGCCCUGUUCGUUAUUUUACGGGACUCUGCUCCCACAGUCAAAUCCAGUGGAUGGUCCCGCAAGUUCCACAAUUUCAUGGAAAAGUGCAUGGUAAAAAAUUUCCUAUUUCGUCCUACUUCUGGAAGCAUGCUGCAUCAUCCUUUUGUUCGGGAUAUAAAAAAUGAAAGGCACAUUGUGGAGUCAUUAACAAAGCAUCUUACUGGGAUCAUUAAAAAAAGACAGAAAAAAGGCUUGCCUCUGGUCUUUGAAAGAGAAGCAGCUAUUAUGGAACAGUACACCACAAGAAGAUUCAGAGAACCUUUGGGCACUCAUGAACUGAGAAUUCCAACCAGCAGCAGAUGCAGACCACUUAGAGUCCUACAUGGAGAACCCCCUCAGCCUAGGUGGUUGCCUGAUCAAGAAGAGCCACAGGUUCAAGUACUUCAGCAACUGCAGGGGGCAACCAGAGUGUUCAUGCCACUACAUACUCAGGAUAGUGCACUUAAGCCUUUGCAGAAGCAGGCUCAGGCACCUCCACGACUAUAUAGAGCAGCUCAGGUGUUCAAGCCACUACAAACUCAGAUUAAGGCUAAGGCAUCUAUACCUCUAUACAUGCAGAUUAAGGCACCUCCACGACUAAGGAAGGCAGCCAGGGUCCUCAUGCCAAUACCUAGUCAGAGUAUAACGCCUAGUCUUCUACAAGUACAAGCCCCCAUACCUAAAGAGAUCCAGGCUCAGGUCAAGACAUUAGAAUUGGACCAGCCUAAAGAUCUGGACCAGGUGCCAGAAGAAUUUCAGGGGCAAAAUCAGGCAUCUGAACAACAGCAAAGGCAGGGCCAGGCAGCUGAACAACAGCAAAGGCAGAAUCAGAUUCCUGAGCAGCAUCUGGAUCAGAAUCAGGCACCCGAACAGCCAGAGGUACAAGAACAGGCUGCCGAGCCUGCACAAGCUGAGACUGAGGCAAAGCAACCUGAGUUAUUACAAGUACAUGCCCAGCUGUUCCUGCCUCUACUCUCACAGAACCAUCAUGUGCUCUUGCCACUUCAUUUGGAUACCCAGAUACUAAUUCCAAUAGGGGGACAAAAUGAAGGGUCAUGUCAAGCACAGGCCUGGGCACUAGGGGCCUCACAGGCAGUUGACUCAGUUCAAGCAUUGGUAGAGGGACUAUCAAGAGACCUGCUUCGAGCCCCACACUCACAUAUCUCAAAGCCACUUGGUCCACUACAAACCCUGAUGGAAAACUUGUCAUCAAACAUGUUUUACUCUCAACCAGAACAGACAAGGAAGAAAAAAUCGAAAGUUUCUAGUCUAAGGCAAGCAUUGGCAAAAAGGCUAUCACCAAAGAGGUUCAGGGCAAAGUCAUUAUGGAGAAUUGAAGAGUUUGAACUCUCAGAUUUGGAAGCUGGCAGGAGACGGCGCCAACGUAGAUGGGAGGACAUUUUCAAUCAGCAUGAAGAGGAACUGAGACAAGUUGAAAAUGACAACGAAGAUGAUUCAUCAGACAAUGAUGAAGUGUUUCAUUCAAUUCAGGCUGAAGUCCAAAUAGAGCCAUACAUUCCAAACCCUACAGGAAAUGAGGCCCAAGAAAGAUCUAUGCCUUCCAAUCAGGAUCGUACACAUCGUGUGAAAUUUUCUUCAAGUGUUUCUCAGCGGUCCUUUUCGGAGCAAGCUCAGAAGCCCAUUGACAUCACACAGAGGCGUUCACAAAAUCCUCAGAAUUGCCAAGCAGCAUCAGAAUCAUCUUCUGAGGAGGAGAGUCCUGUAGUUAGGAGGAAGUCCCAGUCAUCACCGCCUUAUUCAACUAUUGAUCAGGAGUUACUGAUUGAUAUCCAUGUUCCAGAUGGAUUUAAAGUAGGAAAAAUAUCACCCCCUGUAUACUUGACAAAUGAAUGGGUAGGCUAUAAUGCACUCUCUGAAAUCUUCUGGGAUGAUUGGUUAAUUCCUGCACCUGUCAUUCAGCAACCUGAAGAGGAUGGUGAUUAUGUUGAGCUCUAUGAUGCUGGUGCUGAUACUGAUGGUGAUGAGAAUGGUUCUAAUCAUGCUCAUGAAGAUACCUAUGGCCAUGUCAAUGGCAAUGAUGGCUUGAAUAACCAGAUUGAUCAAGCAAAUGAUGUCUGUGAAGACGAUGUUGAUAACUACAAAGAUGAGUCUGUUCAUGACAUAAAUGAUAAUCAUGAUGGACCAAGGGUAAGCUAUGGCACACAGGGAAUCUUCAUGCAAGUUGGUAGUGAUGGAAGUGAUGAAAAAUGGAAAGCUGUCAGAGGCUAUGGAAGCAGCGGAGCCAAAAGUAACCAGAGAAAUACUGCCAGUGGAGGCAGUGCAGCCUUGGGAAAUCUGGGAGCUGGAGCUAAUAUAGGCAAUGUAAAAGUUCACAGAGAUACAGAUGUCAGUGGAAGCAAUGAAGAGAAUGGAUUCCUUGGACUCAGAGGGGAAGAAGCUUGCUCACAGAAAGAUGGUCCAGAGCUGCAGAAAUAUGAAUUCCGGGACUUUGACCAUGAACAGGAGGAGUCAGAUGCUGGAACUGAGAUCUCGAACUCCGUAUCCUUGGACAUUGCACCCCUAGCACAUGAUGGUGAGAAUGACAAUGACAUAUCAGAAUCAUCAACCCGAUUGGGUUUUCCUAUCAGUCUCUCCUCUUCCAGAGGUUCUGGGACAGCUUCUGAUGCUGACAUUGCCAGUGGCAUCCUACAUGCUGGAUUUGUUGAAGUGCCUGAGAAACCACCUAAGCAACCAUCUGAAGUCAAUGUUAACCCAAUCUAUAUCUCUCCUACAUGUAAAAAACCACUAAUCCACAUGUAUGAAAAAGAAUUCACUUCUGAAGUCUGCUGUGGUUCUUUGUGGGGAGUCAAUUUGUUGCUGGGCACCCGAUCUAAUCUGUAUCUGAUGGACAGAAGUGGAAAGGCAGAUGUUAUUAAACUUAUAAAGCGAAGACCAUUCCGGCAGAUUCAAGUCGUGGAGGAACUCAAUUUGCUGAUUACCAUCUCCGGCCACAAGAACAGACUUCGGGUGUAUCAUUUGACUUGGCUGAGGAACAAGAUAUUGAAUAAUGAUCCAGAAAGUAAAAGAAGGCAGAAAGAAAUGCUGAAGACAGAGGAAGCUUGUAAAGCUAUUGAUAAGUUGACUGGCUGUGAACACUUCAGUGUCCUUCAACAUGAAGAAACGACAUAUAUUGCAAUUGCAUUGAAGUCAUCAAUUCAUCUUUUUGCGUGGGCACCCAAAUCCUUUGAUGAAAACACUGCUAUAAAAGUGAUAUGCAUUGAUCAGUCAGCAGACUCCGAAGGAGACUACAUGUCCUAUGAAGCCUAUAUACGAAUACUGGCAAGAAUUCAGGCAGCUGAUCCAGUGAACCGGUUUAAGAGACCAGAUGAGCUCCUUCAUUUGCUGAAGCUAAAGGUAUUUCCAACUCUUGGUUAUAAGCCAGUGACAGUUGAUCUGUCCAUUGGUUCUGAGAAAAGACUAAGGAUUUUCUUCAGCUCAGCUAAUGGAUAUCAUAUCAUUGAUGCAGAAUCUGAAGUUAUGUCUGAUGUGGCCUUGCCAAAUAACCCCCUGGAAAUCGUUAUACCACAGAAUAUCCUCAUUUUGCCUGAUUGCUUGGGAAUUGGCAUGAUGCUCACCUUCAAUGCUGAAGCACCCUCUGUGGAAGCAAAUGAACAGCUCAUCAAGAAGAUCCUUGAAGUGUGGAAAGACAUACCAUCUUCCUUAGCUUUUGAGUGUACACAGAGAACCACAGGAUGGGGCCAAAAGGCUAUUGAAGCACGUUCCUUGCAGUCAAGAGUUCUGGAAAAUGAGCUGAAGCGCAGGUCAAUCAAGAAACUGAGAUUUCUGUGUACCAGGGGUGACAAGCUGUUCUUUACUUCUACUCUCCGUAAUCAUCACAGCCGGGUUUACUUUAUGACCCUCGGAAAACUUGAAGAGCUCCAAAACCAUUAUGAUGUUUAAAAGGUUCCAAUGAUUUAUUACAACAUUUACACACAUCACAUAUAUACCAUUGCAUCUUCAGAUUUAAGUUUUAUCAUUAGAGAAGAAUUUAAUCCAAGACUUUUAAUGUAGCACAGAAUAGUUUUAAUAAGAAAUGCAGCUUUAAAAAUAAAAUUAAUGAUAGCAAGCUCUGUGUACUCCACUGGUGUACAAUAUGUUUUGCACAAACUUUGUAACUUUUGUUACUGUGAAUUCAAAUAUUAUUCUUAGGACAGUUUGGACAGUAUCUGUAUUCAGAUUUACAGCAUGGAGUAAAAAUCCUGUUAUUAAUUGUAUUACAAACAGCUUUCAAAUGAAUUGGCCCUUAAAAAAACCUUUCUAAAAGAGAAAAACCAAUAGAAAAACAUAUGAUUGUUUUUCCAAGCAAAGGUUAGAUCACGAGGCAAAAAUUGUAAUGACUUUUAUAGCCUAGACGAAGGUUGAACAACCUGUAUGCCCAAGGAAAAUUCCAGUGAUUAAUGGGGACAUGCCACCCAUUUUCCGUAAUUAAGCCCAUUCUUAGAGAGCACAUGUAGUCUUUUUUGCUCCUUGUUAAGCAGGUUUUCUCUAUAUAAGAUUAAAAAAAGAAAGCCUCUGAUGCUUGGGUUUCCCCUGAACUCCCAAAUACGUGCACUAGCUGUUUUCCAACCUAUCAAAUAAUGUAUUUGAAAGCCUGAAUACAGGACUGAACUCCAAUACACAUGUACUGUAGAAAGAUUUUUUUAAAAAAUACUUUAAAAUAGGCGUCAAAUUCUGUCCCCAAGAUUGGUUGAUUUUUGAAAAUUAUUAACCUUCUAAUAGUAGAAAGCACCAAAUAGUUUUACCCAGUAAAAUUUCCUUCCAGUUAUUAAACAAAACAAAAGCAAUGCAUUAAAAUAAAAUAACUUUCGUGAAUAAUACUUAGAUUUCACAGUUCUAUCACUAUAAACACAGAAACUAAAAGAAUGUCAGUGAUAAUUUCAUAUUUAGAAACUUUUCAUAUUUAAAGACUUUUAGAACAAUAUAACCUUCAUUGUAUAUCAAAGUUUGCAAAAUUGGAGUAGUGAACUUCAUGCCAGUCCAUACCCAAAUAUGCUAUAGACGCCAUAAAUAGGUGAUAUUUGCUCACCUAUGGUAACUACUACCUGAUAAAUAGCAUAAUUUAUGCAUAUCCAUCCUCAAUGUCAUGGUCAGUUCUAGGGCAAUAUAGAAAGCCACAGAACUACCACCAAGUAUACCUCAGUAAUUCCUCUAGUUCUACUUCUAAAAUCUGAAGACAUUGCUAGUGGAAUAAUGAUUUUUAAACUACCUGAUUAACCAAAACCAAAAGCAGCUGACUGUGUGUGAUUUCAUGAUAGCAUAUCAUUUCUUGGCAUCUUUUUGCCAGAAAUGAAGAUUUCAUUUUCCUAAUGAUUUAUAUUAAUGUUAAAAUGCAGGAGAACGUGAAUCCACGAGUUAAAGAUAAAAAUGUGAUCCACAUUUCUGUUACUGUGACACAUAAUGUGAUCCUGAAACUGGCAUAUUCUUGACUGUUUACAAUUCAAAUUACUUUUUUAAUUACAGUAGCCUUUUAAGAUAAGCAAACGUUAACAUCAAAUUUAUUCCCUUAGAAGUAGUCUUUUUAAAAAUUUGUACACCAAAAGGCCUUGGGGAACUUCAUGCAAGUACCUCAUUGCUGGGCAAAUGGAGCUUGCUAUGUUUGAAUUUCAGAUUUUUUUUCUCAUUUAAGUAGUAUGUAUGAACAAGUCUUUUAAGAAUUCUUUUUUUUCUUCAUAAUAUUUACUCAAAGUUAAGUUUUAUCUUAAAAUCAUAUGUUUAAGGCAGUAAUAAAGUAAAAAUUAUUUUAGUAACUCAACUCCCAUUGUUCUCUGUGGCAGUUAUUCCAGUGAGAUGAUGAAAUUACAGAAUCUAUGAAGUUGUCCUAAGGUAACCACAUAGGAAACAUUAUAAAUCUGUAACUGAGCUUCAAAGGAUAAAGUACUAAUGAAGAGAAACUUGGCAUCUAGCAGGAAGGGAGAUUAAAGAGUCGGGUGGCCAAGUAUAUAGAAUUGAAAAAAAAAUUAUUACUAUUGUUCAUUAGCAAUGAAUAGUAAUAAUGAGUGUUUCCAAUGUAGGUGUAAAUCCAUGUGGUAUCUUUAAACUCUUCACAGGCAAAACAAGAAAGAGAAGGGACAAUGGCAUUUCGUAGUCUGUACUUUGUAAUAGGGGAAAGGUCAUGUGUGCUUCACUUUUUAACAGUACUUGGAAGCCUCAACCCAUAGCAGAAAUGUGGAUGGGGACUCCUGAAAGCCAAUUUCCUCAGUCCUGUGUUUUGAAGCACAAAUGUUUUGACAGUUGUGAGUACCACUGGUAAGAGAGUAUGGUUUUAUCCAAGUUCCAUUUAGUUUUUUCACCAAAGCCCUUGUAAUAAAAGGCACUGUUAGAAAUUUUGAAAAGCAGAAAAUGUUGACUGCGUAGGGCUGAUAAGAAAAUUUUAAGUGUAUGUAUUUGUUCAAGCAAGGUAAGAUCCUAAAAGCAAAACUAAUAAGGGAAAAUCAUUAAGGCAGUAAAACAGGCAGAGCAACAUCAUGCGUGCACUCACCUCCCCACACACAAACAUAAAAUACAUACAUUUUAAUACUUUCAAGCAUGACCAGUUCUGACAAAAAUUGAUCACAAAGUCAUGUUUUGUGCUGAGAUUCAUUUAUUUGAAGACUGAGGCUGGCUCAGUUAGUAAAGCUCAUGCCUUCCAAAUGUGAGGACCUGAGUUUAAUCCCCCAAAGCCACAUAAAAAUGCCAGACAUGGUGUUGGGCACUGUCAAUCCCAGUGCUGAAGAAGGGGACACAAAUAGAUCUCUCUAACUUGCUGGCUAGCUACUCUAACCUAAUUGGAGAGCUUCAGGCCAAUGAGAGACCCUGUCUCAAAGGAGGUGACUAGUAUUCCUGAGGACAACACUGGUUGUUGUCCUCUGGCCUCUGUGCAUAUACACACACGCACCUGCACAUGUAUACAUAAAAUACACAUACAAUACACAUACACAUAACACAAAAAUUAAAAGAUUGAUUUAAUUAAGACAUCAGUAGGAGAAGGAAUAAUGCCACAUAUUCUCAAUGGGAUCUUUUAUGUACUCUGAAUUGUUGAAGAUAUUUUCUUGUUUGAAUCAACUUGUAUUCAACCUGUACUCUAAACCUAUCAAGUUAAUCUUUCAGACUAUUUGUUUUAUCAAAAAUUCUGUAAUGAACCAUUUGGCCUUUCAAA
Nannospalax galili (Upper Galilee mountains blind mole rat) is the source of this 8280-nucleotide messenger RNA. It is a transcript of the gene Nrk, whose product is annotated as Nik related kinase. The transcript has 30 exons. NCBI's taxonomy places the organism in Eukaryota, Metazoa, Chordata, Mammalia, Rodentia, Spalacidae. The record is from RefSeq and is a predicted model, not a curated record. Bases 336 to 5045 code for a protein of 1569 amino acids. Gene Ontology annotation, biological process: protein phosphorylation. Gene Ontology annotation, molecular function: protein kinase activity; ATP binding.